AUGUUCCUGGCGUUCUUGGCGUGGUUCUACGCCGGAGCUUCUCUCUCCGUGUGGGCGUACACGUCGAGUCUCUUCACGUCUGCUGCAUGGUUGUGCGUCUCACUUCUUUCUGCGGGCACUUCGUAUGUGCUCUUCCGGCCAGGGAGGAGGACGAGUACACUCGCCAGAUGGAGGAGCUUGAGAAGGAGCUGGAAGAGGAGGAGGAGCUGCGUCGGGCCAAGGAACAGGAGGAGUUCGAAAAGGAGAACGAAGAACUGGAUCGAGAGCUCCUGGAGGAAAUGGGUUAUGACGAAGACGACAUUCAGGACACGCAUGGUCUGCGAGCUCGUUUCUUCGAGAGCUCAUGCAUUCCUGGGAAUUCGAGCUGCAGCGUGCCUGCUAAAGACCUCUAUGCCUCCUGUGGAACUGGGCGCAGGUAGGGUUGCCAAUGUGGCAAGAGCAGCAAGACUCAAUGUCAAUUGUCACUAG
Molecule: messenger RNA, 468 nt
Organism: Symbiodinium sp. CCMP2592
Lineage: Eukaryota; Dinophyceae; Suessiales; Symbiodiniaceae
Source: the annotation of a GenBank genome assembly